Paraphaeosphaeria sporulosa is the source of this 1526-nucleotide messenger RNA. RefSeq lists its product as uncharacterized. The transcript is spliced from 2 exons. NCBI's taxonomy places the organism in Eukaryota, Fungi, Ascomycota, Dothideomycetes, Pleosporales, Didymosphaeriaceae. Bases 286 to 1116 code for a protein of 276 amino acids. The record is from RefSeq and is a predicted model, not a curated record.
AGGUGGUUGGCCAUAAAUUGUCCUAUGAAAGAUACGAGGCUUCACAAUGUGCUGCGUUUGGAGAUUAUGCCAUCGAGUGGCCUUACGAAGGAAGAUUUUGAGGGUUCACGAUUCCAAUUCAUCGAAGAGGAAGAUGAGUACGAUGGGUCUGAGCUUGCCGAAGCUUUCCAACAAAUGAAAAGCUACUUGAUAGGGCAGGAGUAGACCUGCGCAUGCGGUGAGCUAUGCGAGGAAGCUCCACCUGCGGUAUUCCCGCUGACGCCUGCUUCCCUUGACUUAUCAAGUAUGGUUAGCUUGCACGAAUCGUUUACGCAUCCUCCCUUCAGAGCCAACUGCCAGCCCCCCAUCAGCACGACAACAAGCUUAGUUUCUACUUCCAUUAACUUCAUACAGACAAACAUGACCCUUCAUGAGAUUCUUAUCGGAAUCGACGACAUCAAAGCCGAACUUGAGAAAAUGACAUCCUGUCUGAAACGCCUCGGAGAGCGAGUUGCACGUAUCGAGGCCGCGCAACAAAGUCACAACGGUUCAGCAUUAUCGGGACAUGCAGUGUCAGACCAGAGUUUCUAUGGGCUGGACAAAAAGUCGAUGGAGUCUUUAUUCUUGAAGCAUAUUUUCAACGAAGAGGAAAGACAGGUCUUCGCAGAGAGUGUUGCUCGCUGUCGUGCUCGCCAAGUACAGCAGACCGUCCCAGCGGAGUUGCCCGGAGAGCCAGAUAUGUCGGCCCUGCAUGUAGAAGAGCAUGCAUCAGCGGCGACCACGGCCCCGCUUGCUUCGCCUUCGGAGGCUAUAGUCGACAACACAGCUUCAGAACUUCAACCUUCCCUCCGAGGUGGUUGGGGCGACGAAGAGGCAGAGGAGAUCCUCUACCAAAAACUGGCCGAUUCCUGUCGCGCCUCCUACAUACGUCUCCGCCUCAGUCCUUUGGAGAUGCAGCUAUCUUCGGUGCUACAAUGCGGUCUCACAUCGGUACGACGGGAGCAUACUCAUUCUACCGACAGCGUUCAGCACCGUGAAUCAAAUCAAGCGACUAAUAUCACCAGCUGUGAGCGGACUUUUCCGCGAUGCUAUACGACAGCACGGUGUGUCGAGACAAGCACUCAAAGUCAGUCGUAACACCAAAGACUACCUGCCCAGUUUUCAGAUUGCCGUCAACACCUAGCCGCUUGGUUGUGUCCUGCUUCGAUGUCAGCAGCUCUCCGUUCGCAAUGUAUAGCCAUGGAAACUCACCAUUCCUCCAGCUCUCAAAAAGCCGGCUUCGGCAAGCGGCGCUUUCGAAGGUCGCGCUUCACGUGGGAUCUGAUUGAUGCCAGGAAGAGACCCAGAAGUGUUCAGACGGCCGUGGGCAUAUGAUUUCCGAUAUCGCUACGGCCUGGGUGGAUUCGGAAGCAGUUGAGAGCAAGUCUCGCGAUUCAGUCAAGCCCGAUUGUCUCGCUGGCACUGGGUGCGACGGUGAAUGCAGCCUUUGCGGCAGUGAACGUUAGGACAAACAUCAAAACACUGUCUGUUUAACAAAAUUCUUGUUC